This is a messenger RNA of Parastagonospora nodorum SN15, 918 nucleotides long. RefSeq lists its product as hypothetical. Bases 1 to 918 code for a protein of 305 amino acids. Lineage: Eukaryota; Fungi; Ascomycota; Dothideomycetes; Pleosporales; Phaeosphaeriaceae. The transcript has 3 exons. The record is from RefSeq and is a predicted model, not a curated record.
AUGCUGGCUCUCCUGAUUGACUUUCUCCAUUCGUCCGUCAUCAUUGUUGCAUCUCCACACAACAAUGACGAUGUCAGCCACGAAUCCGUCGGCGCACAGGAGCAUCACUCACCCGGUGUCUUCUGUCCUCCAUCAGCUCCUGUUCCCUCAGCCCUGCAUCAUCCUCCGCCCCGUUUGUUCUGGUCUUUCUUGGCGUCGAAACACUCGCCACUCAAGUCUGGCGGCUACCUUGAUGUAGUCUCCAGCUCCGCUACCGACCGUCAUCACGCCAUUGCCAUGGUAUCUAUGCGUGUGGUAUCAACUCAACUACUGGUACCGUUUUCUGGAAUCUUCGUCGCACUUUGCGUCGUUCCCAGGAAAUGGUCCGUCACCGAGUUCUGCUGCUUUGUUGUCUUCUCCUCGAACAUCGUGCCUACCACCCGCUGCUUGUCGCCAUUUCCAUUGGAUACUCCUCAAUUACAAAAGCUGAAGAAGCACUAUCAUCGACAAACUGGAACAUCUUCACUUUUUCGCCUCUGGCACACCAUCUCCUCCGGCGUCAUCUCCCGCGACACCCUUUUCAUCAACAUGAUCAUCUUCUACUCUCGCCCUCCACCUACGAUCUUUGCAUCAACCUGGCCGGAUCAUCGGUCCGUCAAGCGCCCUCUGCUCGUGAAUCAGAUUCGCAAGACAACGCCUCUUUCCGCCAUCUGCACUUCGACCAGUGACUCUUCGAGCACCAGCACACCAGCCCCGGAGCAUACUCCACCGGCUUCCCUCGCUCGUCAAUCACGACAGUCUUCCUUAGCUGCUAGCUUACAUCGCACCUUCUUGGCGGUUUCUCUUCACCGACAAUCCUUCUGCGUUGCCUUCUCCGUCUUCCGUCUCGCUUCUUUGCUCUAUCACGAUCGGUCUCCAGCUUAUUCCCUUCUCCGCUAG